AGUAUCUAAGUUUUUACAAGAAAAAUAGAAGCCAGUGGGAGGAGAAGCCAUCACUUCUUUAGGACACAGAAUUGAGGCGUCGCGUGUGAACUUUUGAAGGAUUUUGUGUGCGUGGAAUUUUUUCUGAAGUCUUUCCUUUGCUUGAGAACAGCUUAAAAGUUACCAACAGCAGCUUAGCCGAAAUGGAGAUACAGACUUGUGGCAAACCUAUUGAUUCAUUGUUGGAAAAGGUUCUCUGUAUGAAUAUACUAUCUUCUGAUUAUUUCAAAGAGCUUUACCGAUUGAAGACUUACCACGAAGUGAUCGAUGAAAUUUACAAUCAAGUUGAUCAUGUGGAACCCUGGAUGACGGGGAACUGUCGUGGUCCUUCAACAGCUUUCUGCCUUCUUUACAAGUUUUUUACCAUGAAACUUACUGUCAAACAAAUGCAUGGGCUGUUGAAGCACCUAGAUUCUCCUUACAUAAGAGCAAUUGGAUUUCUCUAUUUGAGAUAUGCAGCAGAUCCAAAGACUCUAUGGACCUGGUAUGAACCAUACAUUAAAGAUGAGGAGGAAUUCUCUCCUGGAUCCAAUGGACGAAGGACCACAAUGGGUGUAUAUGUGCAUGAUUUGCUUCUAGGGCAGGUUAGUGGCAUGGGGCACUUUGAUUAAAUUAGUGGAAAUGGUGGACAGUUCUUUUAUAUUCUUUCCAGAAUU
Rubroshorea leprosula is the source of this 695-nucleotide messenger RNA. The record is from the annotation of a GenBank genome assembly. Lineage: Eukaryota; Viridiplantae; Streptophyta; Magnoliopsida; Malvales; Dipterocarpaceae.